AUGAAAGAAACGUCAAAAAAUCAACCAUCAGAGGAUCUAAAAUCCGUAAAACGUCUUCACCGACAUGAUAAAAGCAUUAUGCAAUCCAUACUGAAAUUUCUGUAUCAGCCGAUCGAUCCGUCAUCUCUUGGUAUUACAAGGGUUUUAUUCGGCUUUUUGAUGAUCUUUGAUAUUACACAAGAACGUGGCAUGGUUUACAUCAACUUAAGAUGGGGUGAUCCGAAAGCCUGCGAAUUUCCUUUACUAAGCAAUUUACCAAUCUUAUCUGCUGACUGGAUGCAUAUUUUGUAUUUGUCGAUGAUUGCUGCUGCUAUCGGUAUAUGUAUCGGAUUUUACUAUCGUAUCGCUAGUAUCUGGCUUGCACUAGGCCAUUGGUACCUUAUCUUGAUAGAUAAAACUGCUUGGAAUAAUCAUACAUAUCUUUUCGGCCUUUUUACAAUCUUCUUUUCAGUUACGAAUGCUAAUCGAUGGUGGUCUGUUGAUGGAGUCUUAAAUCAAAAAAUUAAUAAUGUUCAUAUUCCACGUUGGAACUUAGCGCUGUUUCAGUUUCAGAUUUUCUUGGUAUAUUUCUUAGCUGGCGUGAAGAAACUUAAUUCUGACUGGAUUACGGGUAGUUCAGUUACGACGGUUGGCAGUCAUUGGGUUUUUGCCCCUUUGCGUUUAUUAUUAACUACCCAACAAAUAAGCCAAUAUGUUUUGCAUUAUGGUGGAUUAAUCUUCGAUUUAAUUGAAGGAUACUUACUCUUUUUCAACAUUACUCGACCCUUAGGAAUUGCAUUGGGCAUUUACUUUCAUAUUUGUAAUUCGCAGAUUUUCACCAUAGGAAUUUUCCCUUAUGCUAUGUUAGCCACUCUUCACAUCUUUUGUAAUCCUGAUUGGCCAAAAAAAGUUAUCAUGAGGCUGUCACCUCGAUGGAGAAAAUAUUUCUUGCUCGAUACACCACCAAAAUAUUCAGCAUCCAAUUGUUAUUAUAACGAUUACAAUCCAGAUGACACUGGAAGUAGAAUACAACAAUUUAAUUCACAAAAUCGGCUGACGAUGGCCAUACUAGCUGGAUAUGUAACUCUGCAACUUUUUCUACCCUUCUCUCAUUUUAUAACCCAGGGCUACAAUACAUGGAAUGAGCGUGGUCUUUACGGGUAUUCGUGGGAUAUGAUGGUAAAUAGCUGGUCUUACCCUAAAAUUAAAAUCUUAGUUGUGGAUUUAUCUAAUGGUAAACACUUUAUUGGUGGCGCAGAUUCAAGAUUUCUACGCUGGAGUACUUAUCCUAGCAUGAUUAAGCAAUACGGCAAUUGUCUUGCGAAACAAAUGAAAACUUCGUAUGAAAUUAAACAGCCAGCAGUGUAUUUGGAUAUUUGGAAGUCAAUGAAUGGUCGAUUUAGGCAAAGGCUUAUCAAUCCAAAAGUUGACAUCGUUUCUGCACCGUGGUCACCAUGGAAAAAGACUCCCUGGUUAAUGCCAUUGCUAGCUAAUUUAACCAACUGGAGAAAUAAAAUGCCCGAGCUUAAGAAAAGAUAUUCUAUAGACGAUAAAAGUCGAAUUAUACGAUUUUAUGCUGAUUUCCCUGGCUAUACACAAGAAGUACCUGUUCCAGCUGCUCUGCAAGCUAACCUAACUGUCCUUGAAGGUCAAGUCGAGGUUAAUGCUAGCCGUUACAUUUACAAAUUAAACCCGAAAAUGACAAUUAGGUUACCUUCUAAUGUCACACAUACGGUCACUGUUACCUCCGAAAGGCCUGCCGCUUAUUUCUAUCGGAUUGAAAAUGCAACGCUAGCAAGGAUUCUAGCAGAAGAGAAGGAGAAUAUAAAAAAUAGAGUAGAAGAUUAUAGCCCUAAGAGCUAUCUUACUUAUUUUAGCACCAGCGUUCGAUUCGUUACUGGAAAUAUAAUAGAGUUUUUGAAAAGUAAAGUUUUAAUUUAUUAUCACAUUGCCAUAAAUACUUUCGAUGCUAUUCAAAAUAUUAUAGAAUCCGAAAAUAUCACGGAUUCAACUCUAGAUUCAGUUUCGCCUUCUAAUAAUUAA
This is a messenger RNA of Trichoplax adhaerens, 2022 nucleotides long. RefSeq lists its product as uncharacterized. The coding region runs from base 1 to 2022 and encodes 673 amino acids. The transcript has 7 exons. Lineage: Eukaryota; Metazoa; Placozoa; Uniplacotomia; Trichoplacea; Trichoplacidae. Gene Ontology annotation, biological process: peptidyl-glutamic acid carboxylation. Gene Ontology annotation, molecular function: gamma-glutamyl carboxylase activity; vitamin binding. The record is from RefSeq and is a predicted model, not a curated record.